Sphaeramia orbicularis (orbiculate cardinalfish) is the source of this 1561-nucleotide messenger RNA. Its product is annotated as solute carrier family 2, facilitated glucose transporter member 11-like. Gene Ontology annotation, molecular function: D-glucose transmembrane transporter activity. NCBI's taxonomy places the organism in Eukaryota, Metazoa, Chordata, Actinopteri, Kurtiformes, Apogonidae. Bases 1 to 1485 code for a protein of 494 amino acids. The transcript has 12 exons. Gene Ontology annotation, cellular component: plasma membrane. Gene Ontology annotation, biological process: dehydroascorbic acid transport. The record is from RefSeq and is a predicted model, not a curated record.
AUGGAGGGCACAUCAAAAAAGCUGCAGUACUGGAGGCUUUAUCUGCUCACAGUGGUGUUGGGGAUCGGAGGAUCGUUUCAGUAUGGAAUCCAAGUGUCUGUCAUUGCUUCUCCAGCAGUGCAUGUUCAGAGCUUUGUGAACCACACAUGGAUGUGGAGGUAUGACGCUCCAGUGGACGAAUCCACUAACCAGCUCAUCUGGUCGCUCAUCGUGGCUGUGCUGAGCCUCGGGGCCUGGGCCGGGGCCAUUCACAGCGGCAGCCUCCCUGUUACUUAUGGCCGGAAAAAAGCUCUCCUGUUCAACAAUGUUGUGGCCAUUGUUGCUGCCCUAUUCAUGCUCUUCAGUCGCAUAGCAAAGUCUUUUGAAAUGAUCUUAGUGGGCAGAUUUUUAUACGGAUACAAUGUUGGUCUCGGCCUCAGCGUUCACCUCAUGUACCUCGGGGAGUGCUCUCCAAAGACGCUGCGAGGUUUCCUGACUCUCACAAGCUCAAUGUUCAUUGGUUUUGGAAAAGUCAUGGGUCAAAUAAUUGGCAUUAAGGAAGUGAUGGGCACAGAGGAAAUGUGGCCAUAUCUCUUAGCUGUUAGUGGUAUCCCUGCCAUCCUGCAGUUUGUGACGCUGCUUUUCUUCCCUGAGGCACCUCGAUACCUUUAUAUUGACAAAGGAGACACUGAAGGCAGCAGAAAAGCUUUACAGUGGCUGUGGCAGGAGGAUGACUUAAAGCUAGAGAUGGACGACAUGCAGAAGGAAAGACAGAGCACACAGGGAGAGAAGGCGAAGACUGUGAAGGAUGUCCUGACGUCUCGCUGUGUGCGGUGGCAGCUGCUCACUCUGGCCAUCCCCUGUGCCGGGGUCCAGUUCUGUGGCAUCAAUGCUUUGUACUUCUACGCCUAUGACAUCUUCCGUGAAUCAGGAAUACCAAAGGACCAGAUGCAUUACCUGGCCAUUGGGAUCGGUGCAACAGAGCUCAUAACAGUUACGCUAUGUUCUUUGUUAAUAGAUCGUGCUGGCAGAAAGAAACUGAUGGGUUAUGGGUAUCUGUUGAUGGGCGUCACCAUGUCUCUUCUUACUGUAAUGCUGUCCAUAAAGGAUAUGAACUCAGCGAUCCCAUAUGUGAACAUUGCCCUGAUCUUUUGUGUCAUCUGCAUUUACGGACUUGGACCUUCUGGAGUGUCUAUGGCUCUUCCUGCUGAUCUGUUUCUACAAGCCUGGCGUCCCUCUGCUUAUGUGAUCAGUGGGACCAUAAACUGGCUGGGGAUGUUCCUUGUGGGAAUGUUGUUUGGCUACAUAGUGGAUGGACUUGGGCAGUUCUGUUUCCUGAUUUUUGUGGCUUACUGCUUCUUAAGCGCAGGAUUUCUCUUAUACUUUGUCCCAGAAACCAAAGGAAAAACAAUGGUCGAGAUAAUGGAAGACUUCAACAAACUGAAUUAUAAAAACAGGGAGGCUGAAAUUGAAAUGAUAGAUGCUACUCUGGCCACCAAGUUUUAACCUCGUGCACUGCUUUACUCUUAUCGUACUUUAACACUAAACUACCUGUGUACUUCAGGGAACAAGCAUAUCUAUA